GGAGUCCCUCUCAUCCUCAUUCUUCCUCGUUUCCCAAUAUUUCUCUCCCAAAAUUCCUCACAUAUAUUCAUUCAUCCCUCCCCACGAAGAUUUAAGGGCAUUCACAAGUUAAACAGAGGAAGAGAUUUCGGAAACAGGAUCGUACGUUUUAGAGAAGGAAAAAAAGAAGAAGAAGAAGAGAAGCCCAGAACAAGAAUUUGACUUAUGCGUUGCUGUUCUUGAUUUUUUUCAUCUCAAAUACAUCAUCAUCUAUCGCCAUGGCUGUGGAAGCUCGGCAUCUGUGUCUUUUCCCUCCUCCUCAGAUUCUUUUCCCAACCAAUAGCAGGUUUGUAUUUGAUUGAAUCAGCUGUCCUGUUCUUGUGUGGUUUCUGUUAGACAAAAAAGGGGCCGGGGAAAUUUUCCAGUGAAUGAAUGAUGAUGAAGAAAUUUGGAUAUUGCAGGAUGACAACAGUAGUAGACGGCAUGAUGGAUGGGAAUAACGGAGGUGGAAAUAUUACUCUGUACGGCGUCGGCGGAGGAGCGAGGCCUUUGGGUUACGGCGGCCCGUUAUCAGGCACCACGACUACGACGGCGGACAAUAACAAUAAUAAUACCGCCUCAUUGAUUCCUAAUCUUCAUCUUCCUCCGUCCAUGUACGGCGGCUCUGCCCCGACCUCCACCACUAUGGUGGCGGCGGAUUCAAUGCCCGUAAAAGCGCCACUGAUGCCUAUGAAUUCUGAACGUGAUAGCGGCCUCACCUACUCCGCUGUUCCGAGAAAGCGGCCACGGUACGACGACAACCCCACCGCCGCCGCCGCCGAUCAACAGUUGCUGUCUUCUACAUUUCAAUUUCCUCCGCCAAGCCACCACCACCACCGUGAUACCAGCGGCGGUUCCUUCACUUUCCUUGGGCAAGACAUGUCGUUCGAGAUUCAACAACAGCAGUUCGAAAUCGAUCGCUUCAUCGCCCAUCAGACUGUCAAGGUGAAAAUGGAGAUGGAAGAGAGGAGGAAGAGCUACUCGAGGAGGAUCUUAACGGCGGUGGAGGAAACCGUCCGGAAAAAGCUCCGAGCUAAGGAGGAGGAAAUCGAGAGAAUCGGGCGGUUGAAUUGGGCCCUGGAAGAGAAAGUGAAGUCAUUGUGCGUGGAGAAUCAGAUUUGGAGGGAAUUAGCCCAAUCCAACGAGGCAACCGCCAAUGCCUUAAGAACCAAUCUCGAACAAGUUCUCCUCGCCGCCGCAGCAUCCCAGGCCCAACCACCACAGCAGCAAGAAGAACAAGACGUUCAUCGAAUCGACAAUAAUGACUUGUGCGACGAUGCCCAAUCGUGCUGCGGCAGCAACCAGAACAACAUUGAUGAUAAUCCAAAUCCAGAGUCGUAUCCGAUUGAGGACGGAAAUGACGUGAAUGGCCCCGCUGGUAAUUCGGCUAUUCCAUUAUCCAAUGAAAUCGAAACGGUGAGGAUGAAGACGGGCGGCGGAGGGAGGAGGUGCCGGAAUUGUGGGAAGGAGGAGGCGAGCGUGUUGGUGUUGCCGUGCAGGCAUCUGUGUUUGUGCGGUGGCUGCGGGCCGUCCCUGCAAACUUGUCCCAUUUGUCUCUGCACCAAGAACGGUACCCUUCAUAUUAAUUUGUCAUCAUAAUUACUACCCGACCCGACCCGGAAAUGGAUUGCGAAUCUGAAGAAUUCCAUUCAUUCAUGUUGCAUUUCAUCUCGACGGUCUGAAAACUGAAAAGAGAAGAAAGUGAAUAGAUAGAAAUUGGGAAAUGAAUAUGAAAUUCCCGAAAUCCCAUCAUAGGAGGUUUAGAUAGGAAGGAUAGAUUAGUUAUUAGAUAGGGAUAGAUGAGGAAGAAAUUGAAAUUAAACAACCCAUUGGGAAAAUAUUAGCAAACUUAAAUGUUUGGGAUAUUCAAUUAUUUUGUUUUUUUUUAAAGCAUAUGUUGUUACAUUUUCUCUUGUUAAUUGAAGGGCAUUUCAAGAUAGCUAGGUUAGAUGUCAUACGUUAAACUUAAAAAGUGUGGAGAAUAGAUUGUUAACUCUUAUACUCCCACCGUCAUGGGUUAUCUAAAUCGGAU
This is a messenger RNA of Oldenlandia corymbosa var. corymbosa, 2050 nucleotides long. The record is from the annotation of a GenBank genome assembly. Lineage: Eukaryota; Viridiplantae; Streptophyta; Magnoliopsida; Gentianales; Rubiaceae.